Molecule: messenger RNA, 681 nt
Organism: Cordyceps militaris CM01
Lineage: Eukaryota; Fungi; Ascomycota; Sordariomycetes; Hypocreales; Cordycipitaceae
Product: phosphoribosylglycinamide formyltransferase
Exons: 3
Coding region: 1-681 (226 amino acids)
Biological process (GO): 'de novo' IMP biosynthetic process
Cellular component (GO): cytoplasm
Molecular function (GO): phosphoribosylglycinamide formyltransferase activity
Source: RefSeq, a predicted model, not a curated record
AUGGCAGAGACGGAAAGCGCGCCGUGCCGCAUCACGGUCAUGGCCUCGGGCUUUGGCUCCAACUUUCAAGCCCUGAUUGACGCCAUCGCCAACGGCUCCCUGCCACACAGCCGCAUCAUUUCGCUCAUCACGAACCGCAAGAGCGCGCACGCGACCGUCCGUGCUGACCAGGCCGGCAUUCCUUGGGAAUACUUCAACCUCAUCAGCAACGGCUUCCAGAAAAAAGGCGAGACGGACGAGGCCCAAAUCGCAGACGCCCGUCGCCGGUACGACGCCGCGCUCGCCGCCCAGAUCCUCGCGGCGCCGCCGGAGCAGCGCCCCGAGCUGAUUGUGCUCGCCGGCUGGAUGUACGUCUUUUCGCCGUCCUUUUUGGACCCCAUUGACAAGGCGGGCAUCCGCAUCAUCAACCUGCACCCGGCCAUGCCUGGUGAGUUUGACGGUGCCAACGCCAUUGAGCGCGCCUUUGCCGCCUUUGAGGCCGGCACGCUCACCCGCACGGGCAUCAUGGCGCACUACGUCAUUGCCGAGGUCGAUCGCGGCGCGCCCAUCCUCGUGCAGGAGAUUGCCUGGGAGGGCGAGGACUUGGACGCGCUCAAGGCCAAGAUUCACGGGCACGAGCAUGAGCUGAUUGUCCGUGCCACGGCCAAGGUUGCCGCCGAGAUUGUGGCCCGACGGUCAUGA